This is a messenger RNA of Trichosporon asahii var. asahii CBS 2479, 1746 nucleotides long. RefSeq lists its product as uncharacterized. Gene Ontology annotation, biological process: amino acid transmembrane transport. Gene Ontology annotation, molecular function: amino acid transmembrane transporter activity. The coding region runs from base 1 to 1746 and encodes 581 amino acids. NCBI's taxonomy places the organism in Eukaryota, Fungi, Basidiomycota, Tremellomycetes, Trichosporonales, Trichosporonaceae. Gene Ontology annotation, cellular component: vacuolar membrane. The record is from RefSeq and is a predicted model, not a curated record. The transcript is spliced from 2 exons.
AUGCUACUUUGCCCGAGCCUUGUUGACGAGGCUGCUAGCGCGCGACCAACCCCCGCAGUUAAAUAUCAGAAAGUCUCGCACCCUCGUCUCUUCUUCCCCCGCACGAUCUGCUCUUCCACUCCUCACUACCCCGCACAUCACAAACGCUCACUCGCCCCGACCCCAGCCGGCAGCCGCACCCUUCCUAUCCAAACUUCUCUCCGCUUCGACCGACGCGACGCGAUGAAGAGCGCCACCCCCUCGACGACGACGGUGGGACCCGACUCAAACGAUGGAAACUACAUGAAGGACCCCGAUGUCGAGGCUGUUCCCGCUGGACGCUUCGGCGCCAGAGAUGGCAUGCCUGCCAUGGAGGUCAAGGAGAAGAACGACGCCAAUGUCACGGUCGAGGCCGCUGGAACGCACAAGUCGUUCAAGCAGAUGAACGAGAUCGAGCGCACUGGUUACCUCUCUGACAUGGUCGAGACCGGCGAGAAGAAGUACCACAAGCUCGGUUGGGUGCAGCUCGUCGUUGUGCUGAUCGUCGAGGCCAUUGCCCUCGGUUCGCUUUCUCUUCCCAAAGCCUUUGCAUCUCUCGGCAUGGUUGCGGGUACUAUCAUUACCGUCGGAAUUGGCUUCGUUGCGAUCUACACCUCUUAUGUUGUUGGCCAGGUGAAGCUCAAGUAUCCCCAGGUCACGCACUACAGUGAUGUCGCGCCUCUUCUUGUCGGCCCCCGCUGGGGACCGCUGCUCCAGUGGAUCAUCGGCGCUGCGUUCUGGCUCUACUUGGUCCUGCUUGUCGGCUCGCACUGUCUGACGGGAACCAUUGCAUUCAAGACGAUCACGCACGCUCACGUCUGCACUCUUGUCUGGGGUGUCGUCUCGAUGGUUCUCCUGUUCAUCUGUGCGCUUCCGCCCUCCUUCGCUGAGAUGGCCAUUCUCGGCUACAUCGACUUUGUCUCCAUCUGCGCUGCCAUUCUGAUUACCCUCAUCGCCACUGGUAUCCGCGCCCACAACGAGCCCGGAGGCUUUGCUGCCGUUGACUGGACUGCCGGCGCUCACCCGGGUACCACGUUCGCCGACGCCAUGGUCGCUGUCACCAACAUCGUGUUCGCGUACUCUUUCGCCAUCUGCCAGUUCUCGUUCAUGGAGGAGAUGCACACUCCGUCCGACUUCCCCAAGUCGGUUUGGGUGCUCGGCAUCACCGAGAUCAUCAUCUAUACCUGCACCGGUGCUAUCGGCUACGCCUUCGUCGGAAACAAGGUCCAGUCUCCCGCCCUCCUGUCGGCCGGCGACACCGUCUCUCGCAUCGCUUUCGGUGUUGCGCUUCCCGUCAUCUUCAUUUCCGGUUCGAUCAACACGGUUACCGCCGGCCGCUACGUCAUGGACAAGUUCUUCAAGCACUCGACGAUCCGCUACGUCGCGACGCCUAAGGGCUGGGCUGUGUGGAUCACUAUGGUCGCUGUCAUCAGCAUCAUCGCCUUUGUCGUUGCUGAGGCGAUUCCCUUCUUCUCCGACCUGCUCUCCAUCAUUUCGGCCCUGUUCAUUUCUGGCUUCUCGUUCUACCUUCCGGGUAUCAUGUGGUUCGUCCUCAUUCGCCAGGGCGGCUGCUUCUCGAGCGCGAAGAACACCAUCCUCACCUUCAUGAACAUCGGUUGCAUCAUCAUCGGUCUUGUCUGUCUCGGAUGCGGUACUUACGCCGCCGUCUGGGACAUCAAGCUGUCGUUCGACAACCACACUCUCAGUGGCGCCUACUCGUGCAACUAA